This is a messenger RNA of Torulaspora delbrueckii, 1533 nucleotides long. It is a transcript of the gene ADE4, whose product is annotated as amidophosphoribosyltransferase. The transcript has a single exon. Gene Ontology annotation, molecular function: amidophosphoribosyltransferase activity. Bases 1 to 1533 code for a protein of 510 amino acids. The record is from RefSeq and is a predicted model, not a curated record. NCBI's taxonomy places the organism in Eukaryota, Fungi, Ascomycota, Saccharomycetes, Saccharomycetales, Saccharomycetaceae. Gene Ontology annotation, cellular component: cytoplasm. Gene Ontology annotation, biological process: purine nucleobase biosynthetic process; purine nucleotide biosynthetic process.
AUGUGUGGUAUAUUGGGUAUAGCAUUGGCAGAUGAGAGCAGUCCUGUGGCACCAGAACUAUGUGAUGGUAGUAUUUUCUUGCAACACAGAGGCCAGGAUGCUGCUGGUGUUGCUACCUGUGGUCCUCGUGGUCGGAUUUAUCAAUGUAAAGGUAAUGGUAUGGCCCGUGAUGUAUUCACAGAGUCCAGAGUUUCUGGUUUAGUGGGAUCUAUGGGUAUAGUGCAUCUGCGUUAUCCAACUGCAGGCUCUUCUGCUAACUCUGAAGCCCAGCCUUUCUAUGUGAACAGUCCCUAUGGUAUCAUGAUGGCUCACAAUGGUAAUUUGGUGAACACCGUUUCUUUGAAAAGAUACCUAGACGAGGAUGUGCAUCGUCAUAUUAACACAGACAGUGACUCUGAGCUGCUAUUGAACAUCUUUGCAGCUGAAUUAGAAAAAUACAACAAAUACAGAGUUACCAGUGAGGAUAUUUUCCAUGCGCUUGAAGGUGUAUACCGCUUCGUUCGUGGUGGUUAUGCCUGUGUUGGUGUGCUGGCUGGAUUUGGUCUGUUUGGUUUCAGAGAUCCCAAUGGUAUUAGACCUCUACUGUUUGGCGAAAGGCAAAAUGAGAAUGGUACCAAAGAUUAUAUGCUGGCUUCUGAGAGUGUGGUCCUAAAGGCACACAACUUCACAACAUACCGUGAUUUACUGCCCGGUGAAGCAGUGAUUAUUCCAAAGAACUGUGGUAAGGAAGAACCUCAAUUUAAACAAGUUGUGCCAAUUAACAGCCACAGACCUGAUCUAUUCGAGUACGUUUAUUUUGCAAGACCGGAUAGUGUCCUUGACGGUAUCUCUGUUUACCACACUAGACUUCGUAUGGGUACCAAGUUGGCUGAAAACAUUUUGGAGCAAUUAGGUCCUGAUGAGAUAGAUGUUGUAGUCCCAGUGCCUGAUACUGCUAGGACGUGUGCCCUACAAUGUUCCAAUGCACUAGGAAAGCCAUACCGUGAGGGUUUCGUUAAGAACAGAUACGUCGGAAGAACUUUCAUCAUGCCAAACCAAAAGGAGCGUGUUUCGUCUGUCAGACGUAAGUUGAAUCCUAUGGCAUCCGAGUUCGAGGGUAAGAAAGUGCUCAUUGUCGAUGAUUCGAUUGUCAGAGGUACAACUUCAAAAGAAAUCGUCAAUAUGGCGAGAGAAUCUGGUGCCACUAAGGUCUACUUCGCUUCUGCUGCUCCAGCAAUCCGUUACAACCAUAUUUACGGUAUUGAUUUGACCGACAACAAGAACCUAAUUGCAUUCAACAGAGACGAUGAUGAAGUCGCCAAGGAAAUCGGAUGCGAUAAAGUAAUCUACCAAUCUUUAGAGGAUUUGAUCGAAUGUUGCAAAACCGAUGAAAUUGAUAAAUUUGAAGUCGGUGUUUUCACCGGUAACUAUGUCACAGGCGUUGAAGAUGGUUACUUGCACGAAUUGGAGAGGGUCCGUGAACUAAAUAAGGCCAAAAAGAUAGAUCUCAAGUCCGAAGUGGAUAUCGGCAUAUAUAACUCAGCAGACUACUGA